CCUGUCCUUUCCACUCUUUCCUUUCUUUUUCCUGUUACCGCUCUCCACCUCUCCAACGAACUUUUUUUUUUUUUCAAUCCAAACUGUGGAUUAGGGUUGCACCUCUUCCCACGCACCACUCUCCCUUUCUCUGUGGUUUGGGGUUGGUCCCAGUCCAAAACAGAGACAGCAAGAGCCAGGACUGGAGGGCAGGAAAUGUGGGGAUUUUUAUUUUACAGAUUUCUCUUCCAGGACCUCAGAUACAACAGGAGAUAAUUUGAUGGGUUUUUUUUUACUAUUUGGAUUAUCUAUGGUAUUUUUUUUCCCCAGUUAAACCCUAAAUAUAACAGUUCCUGCUGUAUAUUUCUGUGGACUUAAUCCACCUGGAUUUCAGAUGGUGCUAUUCAACUAAAGGCAACAACAUGACAUCGAUGUAGAAGAACUGCUCCAGUGAUGCCCGGGCUUGUGACGUAGUUGCUGGACACAACGCCUGCUGAGUGCCAAGGGACAUCCCAUCUGCAAAGACAGACCUAUUCUGCUCCUUAGCACCAAAGACGCCCCACUCUCCUCCUCUGUGAGCCUCAGAAAUACUGUGUGAGAAAAUGGCCAGUCACAAAGAUCCUCGUUUUCUGCACAACCUUUCCUUCCACCCUCGAUGGCAUCAGGGUGCAAUCAAAAUUAAACAAAAGAGACUUGUUAACACUGGCCGCAGCAAAAACCGGUGUGGGUGUAGUUUAUUUCAAUUACAAUCAUUGUCAACGUCGUUAUCAUCACCAUUGUUAUCAUCUGAAUCACAUCUGCCAUUGACCCCAGUGCAGUGCUCCAGGAGCUGGCGGGGGAAAUGGUUCAUUGUCUUCCUCCUAAUGGUUUCCUUUCUGCCAUCUCAAGCUUGGGCAACAACUUUCAAGGUGGCCCUGGUGGGACCCUGGACAUGUGACCUCUUAUACUCCAAAGCCCAUCCUGACUUGGCAGCCCGCCUUGCAACUAGUCGCAUUAACAAAGACCCCUACCUCAACAAAGGCUACUGGUAUGACUACACGCUGAUCAAUGAGGACUGCAAAGCAUCCCGUGCACUUGCUCGAUUUGCUGAGCUGGAUGGUUACGGUUCUGCUUUCCUGGGCCCGGCCAACCCAGGCUACUGCUCCUCAGCUGCUUUGUACACAAAAGAGUGGGAUGUUGGGAUUCUUUCCUGGGCAUGUCUCAAACCUCACAUGAAAGACAGCGGGAUGUAUCCCACCUUCCUUCGGCCGAUACCACUCUCAUCCCAGGUGCUUUUCACUGUGCUGAGGUACUUUAAGUGGGCCCACGUUUCCAUAAUCUCAGAGGAAUCGGACAUUUGGGAGGCUACGGGACAUGAGCUGGCUUCAUCAUUGAGAGCCCUGGGCCUGCCUGUUCACCCUGUGGUCACCAUGGAGAAUGUCAAAGAUGGAGCCAGGAAAGCUCUGACGGAAGUACGGGAGGCAGACCGGGUUAGAGUGGUCAUCAUGUGCAUGCCUUCGGUCCUGAUUGGUGGGGAAUCUCAGUACCAACUCCUGACCACAGCCUUGGCCAUGCGCAUGAUUGAUCGUGGCUAUGUUUUUAUCCCAUAUGACACCCUCCUCUACGCUCUGCCCUACAAUGGUGCAUCGUACCACAUGCUGGGCAAUGACACCAAGCUGCGAAAAGCCUAUGACGGGGUCCUCACCAUCACCAUGGACUCUGGUGAACGCAACUUCUAUGAGGCCUUCAAAGACGCUCAGGACAGCUAUGAAAUCCGCUCUAGCACCCCACCAGAACAGGUUUCUCCAUUCUUCGGCACCAUUUACAACAUGAUGUACUUCAUAGCUAUGGCUGUUGAACAGGCCCGUGCCAAUGGAGGACGCUGGGUAACUGGUGAAAUCCUCAGUAACAACGGGGGAGGUUUUGAGUUCAACGGUUUCAAUCAGCCCUUGAGUGCGAGCAGAUAUGACGGAGGGAUGCAGGCUCGUUACGUAGUGCUGGACUACAGCGGCAUGGGUGGAACUCUCUACUCCACCCAUGCUCUGGAUGCUAUACAUACAGAUGGACGGACGGGGGGCUUGAAGUACCUCGGACGUUCAAUCCAUUUUGCAGGCAGUACACCAUAUACAGACUCAAGCUGCUGGUUUAGUCCAUACUUUGCCUGUUCUGGAGGACUCGAUACGGUUACUAUCUUCUUUCUUUUGCUUCUGUUCAUCGUAUUGGCUGCAGGAGGAGUUUACUUCUUUAAGCACUACAAGAGAAUGGGCAGGAUUGGAUUCAGCUUUGGAACCAGUGGUAAUGGUGGAUCCUCAAAGGUGAUCCUGACCCUGGAUGAUUUGGUGUUCAUCAACACUCAGAUCAGCAAACGGAAACUGAACGAUGAAAGCAUUCUGAGAAGUCAGCUGGAUAUGAAAACGCCUCAUCACUCUGUGUCCGGUCGCAGCUACAUGGCCUCCACGCCAGACAGCUCAAACGUUGCUGUCUUUGAGGGCGAUUGGGUUUGGUUGAAGAAAUGUCCCAGUGGUGCAGUUUCAAGUAUCAACAGUGUCACAGAGGAUAUCUUUGUCAAACUCAGAGACAUGAGGCACGAGAAUCUAAAUCUGUUCUUGGGUCUGUUCUUUGACUCUGGGAUCUUUGGGGUUGUGACCGAACACUGUAGUCGUGGCAGCCUAGAGGAUUUGCUCAGCAAUGAGGAUGUGCGUCUUGACUGGAUGUUCAAGUCAUCCCUGUUAAUGGAUCUGAUCCGGGGAAUGAAAUACCUGCAUCAUCGAGGUAUCAUCCAUGGCCGGCUCAAAUCCAGAAACUGUGUGGUAGAUGGGCGCUUUGUGUUGAAAGUGACUGAUUAUGGAUUCAAUGAAAUUCUGAAUUCCCAAAACAUCGACACUGAGGGUGAAAAACCAGAGGAUUUGCUUUGGACAGCUCCAGAACUGCUUCGAAGUUCUAGUAUUAGAAAGAGGGGCACUUUCUAUGGUGACGUCUACAGCUUCGCUAUUGUGGUUCAAGAGGUCAUCUCUCGCUCUGCACCUUACUGCAUGCUCGAUAUGCCUCCCAAGGAGAUAAUCGGUAAGAUCAGAGAUCCUCCUCCUCUGUGUCGGCCAACUGUAUCUGUGGAUGAGGCCCCACUGGAUGUGAUACAGGUGAUGAAACAGGCCUGGAGCGAAGAGCCAGAGAAGAGGCCGAACUUUGAGGAGAUCUUCAAACAGUUCAAAAACAUCACGAAGGGAAAGAAGACCAACAUUAUUGACUCAAUGCUGCGCAUGUUGGAACAGUACUCAUCUAAUUUAGAGGAUCUCAUUAGAGAGAGGACAGAGGAGCUGGAGGUAGAGAGACAGAAGACUGACAAUCUGGUGGCUCAGAUGUUGCCCAAGUCUGUGGCCCAGGCGCUGAAAACUGGAAAACCUGUGAAGCCUGAGCAUUUCAGUGAAGUCACGCUGUAUUUCAGUGACAUUGUAGGUUUUACGACCAUCUCAGCUCUCAGCGAGCCCAUCGAGGUGGUCGACUUACUCAAUGACCUCUACACACUCUUUGAUGCCAUCAUCGGAUUGCAUGAUGUCUACAAGGUGGAAACUAUUGGAGAUGCCUACAUGGUGGCAUCAGGAGUUCCUGCCAGGAACGGCAACCGUCAUGCAGCAGAAAUGGCCAACAUGUCUCUAGACAUCCUCCACUGCAUCGGGACGUUCAAGAUGAGGCACAUGCCUGAAUUAAGAGUCAGGAUUCGUAUUGGGCUGCAUUCUGGCCCAGUCGUAGCAGGAGUGGUGGGUCUGACGAUGCCUCGGUACUGUCUGUUUGGCGACACAGUCAACACAGCAUCUCGUAUGGAGUCCACAGGGUUGCCUUACAGAAUCCAUGUCAACCAAAGCACAGUUGAUGUCCUGAAUAGCUUGAAGCUAGGAUACAAGAUUCAAGUCAGAGGCCUCACAGAGUUAAAGGGAAAAGGCAUUGAGAACACAUAUUGGUUGGUGGGGAGGGAGGACUUCAACAAACCUCUGCCUAUUCCACCAGACCUUCAGGGGGGAAGCAACCACGGUAUCGGUAUUGAUGAGAUACCUGUGGACAGAAGACAAAAAUUCCUGGACCGACAGAAGAAGAUGGGCUAGCCUGAUAGUUCUGACUUUUUUCAAGCACUUCCUAAGUAUCUUUGUCCCUCACUGAAUGAAUACAUAGAGAAACGCAUGAAUGUUAAGUGGAGAAUGCAUGUUUAAAUGAAAAAUUACAUCCACAACUGUUUCAGCUGCACAGAAGGUUGAAUCCUGUUCUGAUCACAAAAAUAUUACGCACUCUAAAGUAAUCUAUUUGUUGGUUUUGUAGCUUAUAACUAUGAAGGUCAAUAUACAAUAAGCCCCGGCUCUGAAAUGUUUUUAAAGAAGCAUUUUUAAUGUUUAACUGAAAAAUUUUGGGAACAUGUUGCACAGUUAAAAGCACUCAGAGCUGACCGUGCAUUACACUACUGUGACAGGUGAUCCGGUAUCAUAAUGCUGGCGAACUUGUUAUUUCUACUAUCAUUUGUACAUUGUAAAGAUAAUGGAGAGAUUUAAUACUGAACAGCCGAAGGGUUAAAGCUAAUACUCCUGCACUUUUUUCUCUCAGGUAUAUUAGAGUCUAUUUUGCUCUUGCUUUAGGAGCAUUAGCCUUCUACAAAUGUAUUAAAACAGGAUUAAUACUUUUUCACAGUAAUAAAAGCUGGAAAGUUCAGGACAGGUCGGUCAGGCUUGAGAGCUCAGGCAGAGAAAAGCCCUGGAUUUUGCAGCUUUUCAUUAAUUGUUUUCACAUUUGAUGAACGAAGCCAUAUUCUCCUCAAACAUUCAGUAUGUGAUCGUGCACGAGUACAGAUUUAGGAAUACAAAUGUAAAAUGAAACACAAUGACUUCUCAUCAACAUAUUGUGAAAAGGCAGUUGAUUUGCUUGAUGGUUCUGUUCACUUUAACCUGCCAGCUCCAUUUUAGUGUAUGUAAAUGUUGUCUCAAGAAAAAAUAACCUCAAAAUUACAGUUUAAAAUAGCUGUGUAAAAGAAAAUGCUUGCACUAUAUACCCUGGGAAGCAUUUUAGUAGAAACAUAUAUAAAGCUGAAAAUGUUUACUGGUAAAUAAGUCUAAAAAGUCCCUUGGCCCACAUGUCAGCAACUGAAAACACUAUUAAAGCAUGAGCCAUUAUAGUAUAUACUACAUGUAGUCUAUUGUGCCCUAUUACUGAAGGACGCUGCAGACAUUAUUGAAUGUACAGCAAACUGUGUGUCUACAGGGUCUUAAUAGGGUAGCAUUGGGAAAACCUCAUUUCAUGACAUAUACGGUAUCUCCACUGCAAUGCAGAAUGUCUGAGCCAGCUGGCUGAGAAGAUCAUUUGCUUCAACAGAUUGAGCCUUUUUGUAUCUAUUGACGUCUUGUAGUGGAAAAUGCUGGGGUUUUUUCUUUGUGCUUUUGUUUGUUUAAUAUGAAGGACCCCAAACAACAGUAUCUGAAGGUCCUCUGGAAACAAAUCAAACCCCCUCUCUUCUCCAACCCCAAGGCCGCUAAGUUGCAUUUAAAAAACUAUGAGGAGAGCAGGGCAUGCAUAUAUAUAUAGAGAGAGAGAGAGAAAGAGAAAGAGAGGACAGAGUCUGCUCAUUCAUUUCUCUUUGGCCUGGGGGAAGCGUACUGUAUAUAUUGUAAAUUUGUACAUAGUUUGUUUUUGUGUCCUGCAGGGAUAGGGACUUCUUAGUGGAGUGUUUUCUGCUUGGGUUCCCUUUACCCCCCGACACAAAGGGAAAUACCAACAAAAGACGGGAGUCUAAUCGCAGUGAAUUCAACAGGAUUUUCCCCUCAACACUGUUCACUCACUCUGUUGCUGCCUGACUAAUUGCAAGCCGCUGCUCUGAUACCCAAGUAACCAUAGGCAGACAAUGUCAGCAUGUGAUUUGUGUCUGACAGGAGAUGUUUUCGGGAAACACACUUUUGACCAUUUCCAACAUGAGCCGUCUUGUCACAAUAGGUCAGGGUGUAGAUGAAGAAUGGCCAUCCAACGUCUUGAUUAUCAGUUUGCUUGUGGUCUUUCACACCAUUAAGUGUUUAGCACCAGCCCUGGCUCUUCAUGCAUGGUUAAACCCCUGAUGAGGAGGAACUACAAGAUUCUGAACUGACAUCAAGAAUGUGUAUAUCUGAAGAACAAAACUCUUAUUUAUUGCAUAGGUAAGACCUACUUUUUCUAGACUUUUAAUCAACUUGCCAAAUAGAUCACAAUUCUCAAAAUAAAUGGACUGUGCUGUUCAUUUUGAAAGUGUUCUCAUUGUGGUUCUGUAAAUAAAUUAUUGUUUUAGUGAA
This is a messenger RNA of Sphaeramia orbicularis (orbiculate cardinalfish), 6251 nucleotides long. It is a transcript of the gene gucy2d, whose product is annotated as guanylate cyclase 2D, retinal. The transcript has 19 exons. NCBI's taxonomy places the organism in Eukaryota, Metazoa, Chordata, Actinopteri, Kurtiformes, Apogonidae. Gene Ontology annotation, cellular component: plasma membrane. Gene Ontology annotation, molecular function: ATP binding; adenylate cyclase activity; peptide receptor activity. The record is from RefSeq and is a predicted model, not a curated record. The coding region runs from base 582 to 4055 and encodes 1157 amino acids. Gene Ontology annotation, biological process: receptor guanylyl cyclase signaling pathway; cGMP biosynthetic process; intracellular signal transduction.